UGGGAAGGAGGGGCUAGAAAGAGGUGGCACAACCAUAUAUAUGAGGGUAGACUGUGUUGAACGUGGGAAGUCAGACAGAGAGAACCUGAAGCAAAGCUAUUUUCUGGUGCUAAUACUGAGCAGGCUUCUAUCUUUCACUCACUCCUGCUGCAGGCAAAGUAACUUUGCUGUGACGCUCCUUCACACGGUUAAGUCUGCACACGGUCUACAACCUCUGCUGAACAGCAAGACUUGGGUUUGUGUGUGUGCUAAAGGGGAACAUGAGCAGCCUGAUGAGUGGCUCGCUAUUCUCAGUGCUACUAGUUCUAAUUCUGAGGCUGCAGGAGUUCGUGGAUGGAUGUACCUGCCUUCCAGUUCAUCCGCAAGUUACAUUCUGUAACUCCGAUAUAGUGAUACGAGCACUAGUUACUCGUAAAAGACUGGUGUCUUUCAAUGACCUGGAACCUUACAUGAUCAAGUAUGCAGUGAAACAAGAAAAGAUGUACAAAGGCUUUGAAAAGAGGAAAUUGGUGGAGUAUGUAUAUACAGCUUCCAGCUCUGCUGCAUGUGGUAUCGAUCUGGAAACUAAUAUCCAGUACCUCAUAACAGGCCAAAUUGGUAUUCGGGGGACCAUUCAUAUUGGACUCUGCAAUUGGAUUGUUCCAUGGGAUGAUCUAACUUCAUUACAAAAGUGGAACCUGAAGUGGAACAAGUAUGAAACAGGCUGUUGCUGUCAGAUCGUCAGCUGCCAUAAUCUACACUGCUCAGCUCCAACAAAGACCCAAUGUGCUUGGACAGACCUGGCAUAUGAGAAAACCCCAGCAGGAUCACAGGCAAAGAACUCUGCCUGCACAAAGCGGGAGGAUGGUUCCUGCCACUGGUCUGGAGAAGGAGCAGCCAGCGUGAAUGAAAAUAUCUAUUAUGGCGAACCUUGAAUGUCCGUCUGCUGCAAUAAGAGUUGUGUUGAAGACCAGCAACAGGUGGUCCAGCUCAGUCAAAGACCCCCAGGUUCCACUGUUAAUGCCGACAAUUCCUUUCAGUUCAUUGUAUUCCUGCAUGCGAUGUGAGGCACAGCAGUUUCUCCAUCCAUUCUUACACUGAAUGUAUCCCAGUGAAUGAGAAGCAACAUUUAGAGUCCUGCGUUAAAUUCUGCUAGCAUGCUGAGCUUUGCCACCUGUGACAAACUGAGGCAGCAACAUCAGUACAAUAAUUGUGAAUACAAUACAAUACAAUACAAUACAAUACCGUUUAUUUGUCAUUUGAACCUCACAUGAAGUUCAAACGAAAUUUGGUUUCUGCAGUCAUACAAGAAAAGA
Amblyraja radiata (thorny skate) is the source of this 1295-nucleotide messenger RNA. RefSeq names its product metalloproteinase inhibitor 3. Gene Ontology annotation, biological process: negative regulation of membrane protein ectodomain proteolysis; negative regulation of endopeptidase activity. Bases 261 to 914 code for a protein of 217 amino acids. Gene Ontology annotation, cellular component: extracellular matrix. Gene Ontology annotation, molecular function: metalloendopeptidase inhibitor activity; protease binding. The transcript is spliced from 5 exons. Lineage: Eukaryota; Metazoa; Chordata; Chondrichthyes; Rajiformes; Rajidae. The record is from RefSeq and is a predicted model, not a curated record.